AUGUUCAGAACUCAGAAGAUCAGUUGUACCCAAAGAAUUCCCAGAUCUGCCGAUAUCCAAAAGAAAUCUCUAAUUCCAGGUGUGGUUGCCGCUCAGGACCCGCGACUCACGGCGUGCAAUGGCGGCAACAGUCUCAACACAUGCCAAUCGCAGUUCAACACUAAAAUGGGCUUCGACCAAUCACUCGGCGUUACCAAAUACCAAGACUUGAGAAGUGCCAUUGAGAAGUCGUUCGCUGACUACCAAGCUUUGGGACUUUUGAACAUUUGCGAGGCAUACAAGGAGUACCAGCAGUGCUAUACAGAUGGUCAAUUCUUCGCAUGCGCUCAAAAUCCGUUCGGUCUCCUCACAGCUACUAACAACGGCGGAGUCCAAUUCACUCAAGACCAGGCCAAUGGAUACGUCAAGAUCUGGAACCAACUUGAUUUCGUUUGCGGAGCCGGUUUCUCUAUCUUCGCCAACGCUGAAGAUUGUGGAUCCGCCGUUUUCAACAAUCAAACCGCCGCCAUGAGACAAUGCGACAAUGACUUCAAUGUGAAAGCCGCUGCCGAUCCAAAUGAGGCUUGCGCAUACGUUGAAAUCGCCGCCAACUGCUACUUCCAAUUGUUCUGGAACGCAUGCAAGAAGCCAGAGGUUGCUUACUGGGGAUGCAACUACGAGCGUACCGGUACCAACCUUCUCUACCCACAGUGCUCUCAAAUUUUCUGCACAUAUAUGUGGCGAGACCAGUCUUUGUCACUUCUGGUCCUCAUCAUUGGAUUCUCCGGUGUACUAUCCGGAGGUCUGGACUGCGACUCCACAGUCUACAUGGAGUGCCAAGCCGAUCUCAACAAAGCCUUGAGCAUUGCCGACCCACAACCAUGGUUGAGACAUACUACCAGAACCAAGGAGAAACUGGAAUCCGCAAAGUUUGCAACAUACCUCUCAAAUGAGGGAUGCAUGUCUCAAACUUGGAAGGGAGACAGUGGACAAACGCUUAGGCAAUGCAGACUCGACUAUGAAGUUACUAGUGAUGUGGAUGCGACUCAAGCUUGCACAUUGGCCAACAAGUACUUGAUUUGUUUCGAGACCCAGUUCAAAAACAACUGCGGUGACAAAUCGAAUGACUCCCAAUUCUGGGCUUGCGAAUAUUCUCGUGUCAAUAUUUUCACCCGAUUCCCGCAAUGUGCUGCUAGAUGCGUCUGUUAG
Molecule: messenger RNA, 1188 nt
Organism: Caenorhabditis briggsae
Lineage: Eukaryota; Metazoa; Nematoda; Chromadorea; Rhabditida; Rhabditidae
Exons: 11
Coding region: 1-1188 (395 amino acids)
Source: RefSeq, a predicted model, not a curated record